This is a messenger RNA of Saprolegnia diclina VS20, 3147 nucleotides long. RefSeq lists its product as hypothetical. Gene Ontology annotation, molecular function: protein binding; chromatin binding. The coding region runs from base 1 to 3147 and encodes 1048 amino acids. NCBI's taxonomy places the organism in Eukaryota, Oomycota, Saprolegniomycetes, Saprolegniales, Saprolegniaceae. The transcript has 3 exons. The record is from RefSeq and is a predicted model, not a curated record. Gene Ontology annotation, cellular component: cytoplasm.
AUGACGUCGAGGAAGAGGCGCAUCCCGCUGUCCAAGCCACCGCAGAGCCGGCUCUUCGAAGCAGACUACGACUGCUGGGUCAACGUGGUUCGCUUGCGACAAUGGGUCUCGUCCGUGGACGAGUUCCAGCAACCCUGCCACCAGACGCCCACGCUGCUGCUUGUCUUGUCGCCGAUCUCGAUCAUCCUCAAGGUCGAGCCCAUCGUCCAUAUGGGCCCCGUGACAGCCGCUGAUUUCGAAGUCCUGCAAACGUCGUUGCCGCCCAACUCGCGCGUCUUUUGCCCGCUCAAGUACGAAGCGAUGCUACGCGACGGCCUUGGCGCGGCCGCCGGUAGCUUGAAUCUCACCAUCAUGGGUCGCCAUGAGAGCGAGAUCCCGCAUGCGUUUGCCGAGAUUGCUGAGCAGUUUGCGAGCAACAUUCCGUCGCGGUGCGCGCUCUGCGAUGGCACGUUGCUCAACAAGCCGUACCCGGGCCAAGAAGCGCGCCCGUGCGUCUGUGCCGGCAUGGAGGCGAUUCCGUCCAUGACCGACUCGAUCAUCCGGUCGCUCUUUGAGACGAGCGCGCGCUUCUGGCAGGCGCAACCGUGGCUGCACAUGCGCAUCAACCACGUCGUGCGCGUCGAGAUGCAUGGGUCGCCGUUCCGGUUCGUCCAGAUCCUCGGUGGCACGGGCUGCUGCGACGUGGCGCUCAUGGUGCACAAGGAUUGGCACGAAGUCCAGAACGAAAACUGGUCGGUCUCGACCAUGCGCUGCAACUCGGAAGGCUUCUACUCGGUCGUCAAAGCCGAGUUCCAGCCGCCUGGUCAAGGCUGUCGCUCGUGGAAGGACCUCGACUACAUCGAAGCGCAGACACGCCUCGGCACGCCGCUCAUGCUUCCGGACCCCAACAAUCCGGACCCGGUCACGCAACCCGUGCUCCCGCUCUUCACGCGCAUCUCGAUCAAGCGCAAGUCGGGCAGCGACAUUGACGUCCGCCAGGUGGCCGCGACGAUGGAAGAGAUCGUGUACCUUCAGGUCGCCAUGUCGGUCAUCAUGACGCUCCUCGACGACGACAUCUUGACGGCCGUGCCCAACUCGCCGGUCGGCGACUACCGCAAGUUUUACGCGUUCGACACGACGCUGCCCGUGACGCCGGCCAUGGUAGCGUACAACAAGCUGCCCAGCGACAAGCGGCGCGUGCACGUGCAGUACCCCGCGCUGGACGACCCGUCGCGCAUGAGCCAUCUGCAGGUCAUUGGUGUCGAGAUGCGCCCCAAGCCCGUCGACGACGAGUCGGUGCCGGACGCGACGUUGUCGUCGUCGUCGGCCAAGAAGAAGAAGAAGAAGAAGAAGGGCAAGGGCAAGGGUGACAGUGGUGGCAACGACGACAUGGAUGUGACGGCGCUCGCCCGCAUGCGCGAGAUCAUGACGCAAAAGGCGGCCGCCAACAGCUUUUACCAAAAGGGUCUCUACAAGGAGGCGUACGCGCAGUACACAUCGGCGAUCGCUGAGUUUCAAGUGUUCAAGGCCAAGCUCGAGAUGCACCACCAAAAGGACCCGCAGAUGGUGCUCAACGGCGACAACCUCUACAGCAACCGUGCGCAAGCCGCGCUGCGCCUCGAGUGGUACGCCAAGGUCGUUGACGACUGCAGCCAUGUCAUUCCGUUCAUCGUGUCGCACUGCGCCAACAUUUACGUCAUCCGGUGCCUUCACGCCCGCGCCCGCGCAUACGCAGCGUUGCACCAGUACGAUGACGCCUUUGACGACUGGCACGUGCUCGCGAUCGAGUCCCAGAAGGGCAACAAGGACGUGCCGCCCGCGGGGUACCUGGCCGAGCAAGGCCAGCGCAUCCAGUCCAAGCUCAACGCGUGCAGCAUCCCCGCCGCGUGGCGCGUGCUGCCUGGCACGGGCAAGAAGAUCAACCGGUUCUUCCACAGCGCGGCGCUGCAUCCAGACGCGACGUCGCUCCUCAUCUUUGGCGGCCGGUCGACCACCAUGUUUGGUACGGAAGACGAUGACGUGGCGAUCCACCAGUACAUCUUUGAGACGAAAAAGUGGGUCACGGUGCCGGGCGCGGGCCAAAAGCCGCCGUGUCUCGCCGGCCACAGCGCGGUUGUCUUCAACCGCGACAUGUACGUCUAUGGCGGGUGCCCGCUCCACGAAGACGACCAGACGGGCGGCGCUCUCUACGCCUACAACGUCGACACGCACGUGUGGAAGCGGGUGCGGGCGCCGAACGAGCCGACGUCGGUGCGCAACGAGCACGUUGCGGUGCUGCACGGGUCGCGGAUGCUUGUGUUUGGCGGCGCCCAAGACGACUCGCGCGACAACCCGUUUGAUGUGUUUGACUUUGCGACGCAGCGCUGGUCGGCCAUGCCGCAGGAAGCGAAAACGAAAGCCCCGAGCUCGCUCCUCACGCUGCACCUCGGCUGGGUCCACGACGACACGCUCUAUAUCUUUGGCGGCAAGGCUGACACGAGCGACUUUUACGAGUACCGGUCCAAGCUCUAUGCGUUCGACCUCGUCCACAACACGUGGCUCGACGAGCGGCCCAUCGCCAAGAAUGGCAUUUUGCCGCUGCACCCGGGCGCCCGCAGCGAGAGCCAAGCUGUGUGCUACAACGGGCACAUGUACCAGUUUGGCGGGUACGCCGAGCUUGCGGUCGGCUCCAAGUACCACGCGGACGGCUACCGGCUCGUGCAUCACGCCGACAAGUCGGUCUCGUGGUCCAAGAUGCAAACGCCCAAGGACACCAAGUCGCCGUGGCCGAGCGCGCGGGCCGGGUGCACCUUGACGUUGGAUCCGACCCGCCACCGCGCGCUGCUCUUUGGCGGCUACGAGACCAUGCAGCACGACAUUGUCUAUGGCGACGUGUGGGAACUCAAGCUCGACGCCCCGCCGGUUGCGACACCCGCCGUCGUUACGACACCCGCCGUCGUUGCAACGCCCGCCGUCGUCCCGCCCGCCCCCGUGGUGGUGGCGCCGGCCCCUGCCACCGCCCCCAAGACAUCCAAGGCCGCGCCCGCCCCGACCACGCUCGUGUGCGCCAGCUGUGGUCGCGAGGGCAAGUGGAAGAAGUGCGCGCGCUGCAACGACACGGCGUACUGCACGCAAGCCUGCCAGAAGAAGGACUGGCCGACGCACAAGGUCACGUGUCGUCGCGUCUAA